GGAUGAACGCAGCCGUGCGUGCCGUGGUGCGCGUGGGGAUCUACACUGGAGCCAAAGUUUUCUUCGUGUAUGAGGGCUACCAGGGGCUGGUGGACGGUGGCGAGCACAUCAAGGAGGCCACAUGGGACAGCGUUUCCAUGAUGCUGCAGCUGGGCGGCACGGUGAUUGGCAGCGCGCGCUGCCAGGAUUUCCGCGCGCGCGAGGGACGGCUCCGUGCCGCGCGGAAUUUGGCCAAGCGUGGCAUCACCAACCUGUGCGUGAUUGGUGGCGAUGGCAGCCUCACCGGUGCAGACACCUUCCGCGCUGAGUGGGGUGGGCUCCUGGCAGAGCUGCUCAAAACUGGUGGCAUCACGGCGGAGGAGGCGCAGCGCUCGAGCCACCUGAACAUCGUGGGCAUGGUGGGCUCCAUCGACAACGACUUCUGCGGCACCGACAUGACCAUCGGCACUGACUCGGCGCUGCACCGCAUCAUAGAGAUCGUGGAUGCCAUCACCACCACGGCGCAGAGUCACCAGAGGACUUUCGUGCUGGAGGUGAUGGGGCGGCACUGUGGGUAUCUUGCACUGAUCACAGCCCUGGCCUGCGGCGCCGAUUGGGUUUUCAUCCCCGAAUCACCCCCUGAGGACAACUGGGAGGAGCACCUGUGCAGGAGGCUGGCUGAGACCCGUGAUGGCGGGUCCAGGCUCAACAUCAUCAUUGUGGCCGAGGGUGCCAUCGACAAGCACGGCAAGCCCAUCACCUCGGACGACAUCAAGGCUCUGGUGGUGAAACGUCUGGGGUACGACACCAGGGUGACCAUCCUGGGCCACGUCCAGCGCGGGGGGACCCCCUCAGCCUUUGACCGCAUUCUGGCCAGCAGGAUGGGUGUGGAGGCUGUGAUGGCGCUGCUGGAGGGGACACCGGACACACCAGCCUGUGUGGUCAGUCUGUCCGGCAACCAGGCUGUGCGCCUGCCCCUCAUGGAGUGUGUCCAGGUGACCAAGGACGUCACCACAGCCAUGAAUGAGGGACGCUUCGAGGACGCGUUGAAGCUGCGGGGCCGGAGCUUCCAGAACAACUGGAAUGUCUACAAGCUGCUGGCUCACAUCCGCCCGCCUGCCACCAAGAGUGGGUACACGGUGGCCGUGAUGAACGUGGGUGCUCCGGCCGCAGGGAUGAAUGCGGCCGUGCGGGCCACGGUGAGGAUCGGCCUCAUCCACGGCCACCACAUGCUUGCCGUGCACGAUGGCUUCGAGGGGCUGGCCUUUGGGAUGGUGGAAGAGAUUGGCUGGAAUACUGUGGGCAGUUGGACAGGGCUGGGAGGAUCUAAACUGGGCACCAAGAGGACUCUGCCCAAGAAGUAUUUCGAGGAAAUCAGCGCCAACAUCAGCAAAUUUGGGAUCCAUGCGCUCAUAAUCAUCGGCGGCUUUGAGGCAUUCACAGGUGGCCUGGAGCUGGUGGAGGGCCGGGCACGCUUCGAGGAGCUCUGCAUCCCCCUGUGCAUUGUCCCCGCCACAGUCUCCAACAAUGUCCCCGGCUCUGACUUCAGCAUCGGCGCUGACACCGCCCUCAACACCAUCACCACUACGUGUGACCUGAUCAAGCAGUCAGCUGCGGGUACCAAGCGCCGUGUGUUCAUCAUCGAGACCAUGGGCGGCUUCUGUGGCUACCUAGCCACCAUGGCUGGGCUGGCAGCUGGCGCUGACGCUGCCUACAUCUUCGAGGAGCCCUUCAGCAGCCGUGACCUGCAGGCCAAUGUGGACCACCUGACAGAGAAAAUGAAGACCACAGUGAAAAGGGGGCUUGUGCUCAGGAAUGAGCGCUGCAAUGAGAACUACACCACAGAUUUCAUCUACAACCUUUACUCUGAGGAAGGCAAAGGGGUCUUUGACUGCCGGAAGAAUGUCCUGGGGCACAUGCAGCAGGGAGGCAGCCCCACUCCUUUCGAUCGGAAUUUCGGCACCAAAAUGGGUGCCAAGGCUGUGGCCUGGAUCAGCGGGAAGAUAAAGGAGUGCUCCCGGCAUGGCCGGAUCUUUGCCAACACGGCUGACUCGGCGUGCCUGCUGGGGAUGCGCAAGCGCAGCCUCGUGUUCCAGCCCAUCGCCGAGCUGCGCCAGCAGACGGAUUUCGAGCAUCGCAUCCCCAAGGAGCAGUGGUGGCUGAAGCUGCGGCCCAUCCUCAAAAUCCUGGCCAAGUACAACAUUGAGCUGGACACAUCGGAGACGGCGCACCUGGAGCACCUGACCCGCAAGGUCCUGGUCCCUGAAGCCACCCUGUGA
Molecule: messenger RNA, 2258 nt
Organism: Cinclus cinclus
Lineage: Eukaryota; Metazoa; Chordata; Aves; Passeriformes; Cinclidae
Gene: PFKM
Product: phosphofructokinase, muscle
Exons: 21
Coding region: 3-2258 (751 amino acids)
Biological process (GO): fructose 6-phosphate metabolic process; fructose 1,6-bisphosphate metabolic process; canonical glycolysis
Cellular component (GO): membrane; 6-phosphofructokinase complex; cytoplasm
Molecular function (GO): fructose-6-phosphate binding; monosaccharide binding; 6-phosphofructokinase activity
Source: RefSeq, a predicted model, not a curated record